This is a messenger RNA of Prorocentrum cordatum, 818 nucleotides long. NCBI's taxonomy places the organism in Eukaryota, Dinophyceae, Prorocentrales, Prorocentraceae. The record is from the annotation of a GenBank genome assembly.
AGUUUCGGCUCAGGCCGCCCCCCCCCUCUGCCGGCCGUCCUGGGGGCGCGGCCGCCCAGCGGCCGCCGGGGGGCGAGCCCGGCGGAUGCUCGCGGGCAUGCCCUGAGAGGUGGCCAGCUCAUCCUGCUCCUCGCCCGCGCAGCAAACGGCGGCGUGAUGGGGACGCCGUCUGGGAGCAAGAACCAGACCGUCUUCGACGACCGUCUGGAGCGCCGCGCCAGGGACGACUUCGACGGCGGCGCCUACUGGGGCCCUGGGGUCGAGGGCGCCGACUCCUCCGCCUACAUCAGGAAGACGGUGGAGCUGAAGGCUGCCAAACGCCUUGAGGCCGAGGAGAUUAACGAGUUCUACGAGGGAAGGAACGAGGUGCGGAUCGAGCAGAAGAUCAACAGGUUCGAGCAGCUGAAGCCGAAGGCCGCCGCCGUGGGCCCCUCGGCGGCGAACCACAUCAAGAAGGUGCCCUCGUUCAUCCGGACGAAGAGCAAGGAGAGCAACGCCGCCGACGAGGAGGCGCCCGCCAAGAAGGCCAGGACGGCCGAGGCCGCCGCCGACGGCGGCGCGCCGGCACCCGCGCCCGCGGGGGAGCCGGCGGGCGGCGCGCCCGCGGAGGCCAAGGCGCCCGGUGCCGCCGCGCUGGGCGGCCUCCUGUCUUACGGGUCGGACGACUCCGACGAGGAGGAGGACGACGAGUAGAGGGCAGCGCGCGCGGGCGCUCGGGCGCGCGCGCGCCCGCGCGCCUCUCGGCGGGAGGCCGCCCGCCCGCGCCGCCCCGCACCCGCAGGCGCGCGCGCACACAUCGCGCGCCGCCCCGCCCGCCC